UCAAACAGGCAGGGGCAGCCAGCCAGCCGCAGUCAUCCUCAUCAACCGCACGCCGAUCUGCGGAUCACAUCGUCCACGGGAUGGAUAACGACAUGGCCGAAACGGACCCAUCCCGUCAGCGCAAUGGUGUCGUGGAAGGGCUUUAUGGAGAAUUCACGGACUCGCUCAAUUCAAAGGUCAGAUAUUCUGUGAGCUUGACUGAGAGUGCUCUCACUAUACAAAAUAUAUCAUCGUCACUUGAACAGGAUGAGGUGGUUUUCCAUUUAGCUGACUGUCUUGGCUGCCGGGCUUAUAAAGUGGAGGACGAAGCGGACGUUGGGGCGUUCUUUACAGCCUAUUUCUACCCGUUCAAGAGGCGAUGGAUAAGCACAGGCAUGGCCCGGCAGAAAGUAGAGCAGUGCUUUCGGGUCGCACUGGUCCAGGACCCUCUCACUAAUCUUCAAGAGGCAGAGAGAUGGGCGCGUGCCAUCAGAGAGGCUUCUAUCCGCCAGAUACCCCGACGACAUGAUGUGAAGUACUAUGAGGUACGGCGGCCCUGCAGGGUCAUGGUUCUGGUGAACCCCCAGAGUGGGCGGGGCCAGGCUCUCCAGCUUUUCUCCGGGCAAAUCGAGCCCAUGCUCACCGAGGCUUCAGUCCCUUACACAUUGGUCAUCACUGAGCACCAGAACCAUGCGAGGGACCUGGUGAGAGAGACUGAUCUGUCACAGUGGGACGCUCUGGUCAUCCUGUCAGGGGACGGGCUGCUGUUCGAGGUGUUGAAUGGUCUUCUGGAGAGAGAGGACUGGGAGGAGGCCAUCCAGACCCCACUGGGCAUCUUACCAGGGGGCUCGGGCAAUGCCCUGGCAGCCUCUGUCCACCACUACACUAAGUCUCCCCCAGCCUGGGGUAAGGAGCUGCUGCUGAGCUGUGGCUUCCUGCUGUGUAAAGGCCUGGUGACUCGGCUCGACCUGGUCUCUGUCCACCUGGCCUCCAGCCAGCGCAUCUUCUCCUUCCUCUCCCUGGCCUGGGGCUUCGUGGCCGACGUCGACAUCGAGAGCGAGAAGUACCGCCUCGUUGGCCCCAUGCGAUUCCUGGUUGGUACGCUGAUGCGCCUGGCCUCCCUCAAGGUAUAUCAGGGUAGGCUGGCAUACCUGCCUGCUCCUCUCUUCACACCCCAGAACUCCUCCCUCUGCUCCUCUCUACCCUGUGGGCCCAACAGCUCCCCCAAUCAGAACUCUUGCCACAACCACAUCACAAACUCCAACCACAGCAUAAACUCCAACCACAACACCGCCCACAACUCCUCCAACAUUGCCAUCACAACCAUGGGGACCGAGCCCCAACCAGUCAACCAGAAGGGGCCUCCUGACUCGCUCCUAGCAGACCUGGAGCAGCCGGUGCCUGAUCAUUGGACAGUAGUGAAUGAGGAAGACUUUGUACUGGUAUUGGCCAUGUUCCAGUCCCACUUGGCUGAGGACCUGUUUGCCGCCCCUGGGGCCGCAGCAGACGACGGCUUCAUCCACCUGUUGUAUGUGCGUGCAGGCAUCUCCAGGCUAGCUCUGCUCACACUCUUCAUGACCAUGGAGAAGGGAGGGCACCUGGCUAUUGGCUGCCCACACCUUGUGUAUGAGAGGGUGAAGGCCUUUCGCCUGGAGCCUCUGUCCCCCGAGGGAGCGAUCACUGUGGACGGGGAGAUGGUGGAGUACGGGCCAGUACAGGCCCAGGUUCAUGAAGGAAUCGCCAGGCUCAUCUCAGGCUGAGAAUCUACUCUGAGAGUUUGUCCUCCCCACAGCUCUGACUUCUCGCUCCCUUUCUUACUCUGUCUACUGUAUAUACAAAGUGCCAAAGACAUUAUAUCAGCCUUUGGAAAAUCCCCCCUCUUUUUUUCUACAGAUACAUUCAGUAUCUAUCUCUGUGUCCUGUUGUUUAGAGAUCCCUCCCUUUCCUCUCCAUGCUUCAUUCAGGGUCAAAGCCAUGGAUGUUCUUGCAGCUGGCUGGUCUCAGCUAAGAGUGUGUGUGUAUGACAGUGUGUGUAUGAUAGUGUGUUUUGAGCGGUGUGUUUAGUAGGGAGGGGCCCACUGCUGAGGAGUACCUUGUGUGCUCCGCUGUCUGACUUAAUGAGUGUGACACACGUGAAGAGAAGCACAUUCUUCUGUCCCGUGAGGAAGUGGCAGGCAACCAGCUCUACGUCCGCUAUCUAGCCCCGGGGUAAUCAUUCUGUGGAGGAUGAGACACAGGUCUGACAUGUAGGCCUUCCCCCCUCAGGAUAUACUGUUCGAGUCAUGGGUGUAGGUUCUCUAUGGAGAAGCACAACGUUGGAAAAUGCAGCAUUGUAAGACCUCCACCAAUGAUAUUAGGUUACUCUUCUCCCUCUCACCAGUGAAAACCUCCCCUUUACCUCUGUGUUUAAUGGAUGGGGUGGAAGGGGUUAGGUGCUAGUGAGGUUGUGUUAAAGCAGCAUGGAGGUUCAGGAACCUGGCCAGCUGAGGUUACCUUCUUAUAUAUCUCGCCUGUCUCCUACCCUGCUGCUGCUGCAGCUCCAACCAACAUGCUUCUUGGACCACCUUCUUCCUGACACAAACACACCGGCUUGACACUCCCUUUCAGAUCUGGAGCACGCUGCAAGGAGGGGGAUGGUCUCGUCUGCUACAUAUCAAAUCAAAUCAAAUCAAAUUGUAUUUAUAUAGCCCUUCGUACAUCAGCUGAUAUCUCAAAGUGCUGUACAGAAACCCAGCCUAAAACCCCAAACAGCAAGCAAUGCAGGUGUAG
Messenger RNA from Oncorhynchus gorbuscha (pink salmon), 2748 nucleotides. RefSeq names its product sphingosine kinase 1-like. NCBI's taxonomy places the organism in Eukaryota, Metazoa, Chordata, Actinopteri, Salmoniformes, Salmonidae. Gene Ontology annotation, biological process: negative regulation of apoptotic process; cellular response to growth factor stimulus; sphingosine biosynthetic process. Gene Ontology annotation, cellular component: membrane; intracellular membrane-bounded organelle; cytoplasm. The record is from RefSeq and is a predicted model, not a curated record. The coding region runs from base 81 to 1739 and encodes 552 amino acids. The transcript has 5 exons.